Electrophorus electricus (electric eel) is the source of this 1745-nucleotide messenger RNA. It is a transcript of the gene rnf114, whose product is annotated as ring finger protein 114. Lineage: Eukaryota; Metazoa; Chordata; Actinopteri; Gymnotiformes; Gymnotidae. The record is from RefSeq and is a predicted model, not a curated record. Gene Ontology annotation, molecular function: ubiquitin protein ligase activity. Gene Ontology annotation, biological process: ubiquitin-dependent protein catabolic process; protein polyubiquitination.
UCAGAACAGGAAGAGACGCGCCAGCGCGCUCGUCUGCUAGCUCGCUAACUCCACACCAUUAACAUUUUGUUACAAUAGUGUGUUUACUACAGUAGGCCACUAGCAUUUUAACGCAGUGUGUUUCUUAUAGUACACGUUUCCUCCUCAGAACCCGUCGAGAUGUGUCUGUAAAGUGAGGAUUUCAGCUCGCCUUCUUCCGUUUAUCCAGUUUGUGUCAGUAAUGUCACUCGCCUCAGCUCGGUUUGCUGCCGCGUGUCCAAACGUCUGGAUGUAACGCGCGUUUGUGUGGAAGUUGAGCUUUUUGUCUAACGUUCGCUCGCUCGCUCGGAAAGUCGCCGCGAGUAGUGACCGACCACGACACGACACGCUUCUCCUCCGCAGGGCCGCGCUACGGGUCACGUGCGUAACGGGAAGCGCGGGCGCACCUGGAGAGACCGCAGGACGGCGAUGUCGCUGCCCGCGAGCGCUGGCGCCGGUGGCGGCGCGGACAGGGACGCGAUGGAGCUCGUCUGUCCGGUGUGUCUGGAGAUCUUCGACUGUCCCCUGACCACACAGUGCGGACACACUUUCUGUCAGAGCUGCCUGCAGGAGUGUUUGCGGCCUCAGAAGCCAGUGUGUGCCGUCUGCAGAAGUGCCUUGCUGCAGUGGACCAGAGCCUUCGAACUGGAGACAUUAAUCCACAGCUCAAGCCGUCCAUGCAAGGGCUGUGGAGAGGCGGUCAUGUUGUCCAAAAUGCGCGAGCACAUUGCUCGCUGCUCUAAGUACCAGGACUACGUCCAGGAUGGGCUCCGAAGCAUGUCCAAGCCCCAGCUGGACGUGAUCAGGUCAGUGCCCAACCGGCACACAUUCCCCUGCCCCUACUGCAGUGAGCAGAACUUUGACCAGGACGGUCUGGUGGAGCACUGUAACUCCCAGCAUGCUCAGGACCCACGCCCAGUGGUGUGUCCUGUCUGUGCCUCCAUGCCCUGGGGCGAUCCCAACUACAGGAGCGCCAACUUCUUUCAGCACCUCCGGAUGAGACACUCUUUCUCCUAUGACACGUUUGUGGACUACUCUGCCGAUGAGCAGGCUAUGAUCCAGGAGGCCAUCCAGCGCUCUCUGGUGGAUAACUGAAGAAGUGAAGAGUCUCGUGGGACAGGAAGGGAUGUCCUCAAAGCCUAAACUAAUGUCCAAAAAUGUCAGCGUGUCAAACAGACUGUAGAGUUCAGGGUUACUCCACUCCAUUAGAAGUUCUUUGCCUUUCAUAUAUUUAACCAAAGCAGUGUGCGUGAAAUAUAAAAUAACAAAUUAAACCUGUAAUAGUGGAGAAUAAAUACUCUGAUUGUAGUUUUGAGAAGCGAGUCAUCUGCGUUGUGUCUGUAAAUGCCUUACGUUGAUAAAGUCAUGAUCCGCUCAGCUCUGCUGUCCUGUUUGACUUCCUGCUCUACUGACCUAAACUGCUAUGUGUGGGGUUUUUUGGUCUGGGGCGUAUUCCCAUGUGCCUGAGCGUCCAUGCGCUCACACAGUGAAGGGUCACUGUGCUGAUCCCACACCCCCAGUGUGUGCGUGCGCUAUGUGUCUGAUGUCGGUUUGGUCAGACCACGUGUCUGAUGUUGGUUCUCAGUCCAUUUGCACACUCAUUAGUCUGUUUUUAUCUGAAAAGUGAUCUAGAUUUGAUCUGAUAGUGUGAUACAUGGUUUUGUUUAUAUUUUUAUUUGUUUAGUAUCUGUAAUGUAUGAAAAUAAAGCUUCUUCACUGGAAACACA